Lycium ferocissimum is the source of this 1664-nucleotide messenger RNA. Its product is annotated as probable transcription factor KAN4. Bases 470 to 1432 code for a protein of 320 amino acids. The transcript is spliced from 6 exons. Gene Ontology annotation, molecular function: transcription cis-regulatory region binding. Gene Ontology annotation, cellular component: nucleus. The record is from RefSeq and is a predicted model, not a curated record. Lineage: Eukaryota; Viridiplantae; Streptophyta; Magnoliopsida; Solanales; Solanaceae. Gene Ontology annotation, biological process: abaxial cell fate specification; regulation of DNA-templated transcription.
GGCCCCCCACCCCUUAACUCUUUGUUCCCAAAGUCCAAACAAACAUUUACUCUCACAGAGGAAAACUUAAAGGUGCAAUUUGAUCCAUCUGUAUCCUUAAAUACAGUUCCCUCUUUACACAAACCUUUUUACAGCAAUUCCUUUGCUUUUCAGAUCCAAACUCCCAAGAAAAGCCUUGUUUAUGUUGACUAGAGCUUACUAAUAGUCUCUGCUAUACUUCUCCUCGACCAUCUGCACGUUUCGACUUUUAGUUCUUUUAUCAAAAAUCCCUAUCCCCUAUAUAGCUUCUUUAGCAAAAAGCCUAUUAUGAACCCUCCUCCUUUUGCUCUCUCUCCCCUUAUACACAUAACAUGCAAAUCAUAAGGCACUCAUGAGAUAAUCACAAACUCAAUCCUUUAAACUUCAUUUUCUCUCUUUUCAAGAGACCCCUUUUUAAAAGGCCCUUCAUUUUUUCCAGCUAAAAAUUAAUAUGAGGGACGGAGUUUCAACGGUGCCUGAUCUUUCUUUACAGAUCAGCUUACCGUCAUGUAUUUCAAAAAGUGAUCAGUUCAAAGAAGUUGUUGGCUUUGAUUCAACAACGGAUUCCGGUAGCAGUGCUAGUGGGGGAAGCGAUUUGAGCCACGAAAAUAACGGAUUUUUUCACCCAGAUAAAAAUAAAGCGUUUAAUCUUCCAUUAAUUCCAUCUUUUGAGCCAACCCUAAGUCUAGGGUUCGCGCAACUACCAAUAAAUAGAAACGUUGUUCAUCAUCAUCAUCAUCAUCAGCAUCAGCAUCACCAGCAUUAUCAGCCACAAAUAUACGGCCGUGAUUUCAAGAGAAGUUCGAGAUUGAUUAGUGGAGUGAAAAGAAGUGUUAGAGCUCCUAGAAUGAGAUGGACUUCAACUCUUCAUGCCCAUUUUGUUCAUGCUGUUCAGCUUCUCGGUGGACAUGAACGAGCAACACCAAAAUCCGUGCUAGAGUUAAUGAAUGUGAAGGAUCUAACCUUAGCUCAUGUGAAGAGUCACUUACAGAUGUAUAGAACAGUGAAGAGCACUGACAAAUCCACAGCUAAAGGGCAGACAGCGAAUAUAUUUAUGAACCCAAACAAAGGGAUUAAUAUUGGUGAUGAAUAUGAAAAAUCUUGUGAGGAGAUUGAUACCAUUAAUAUAACUGGCCCUUCAGUAUCACUAUCAAGCACCAUACCACAAAAUAUGGCUCAUAUCAGCAGGGAUCCGUUGUCAUUCAUGCCUGAAGAGACAAAUGCAUGGAGCCACUCAAAUAGAGAAACAUUUGCUUAUCCUCACAUCUACUCAAAUAUGGGUGGAGUUGAGACAGCCGAUAACAAAUCUUCUAAUGAUACAUUGGUUAAUCUUGAAUUUACACUAGGAAGACCAAGCUGGAAAAUGGGAUAUGGUGGAUCAUCCUCAAAUGAUUCGACUCUUCUCAAGUGCUAAAAUACUGGAUUAUGUAGAGUUUAAACUAAUUAAUUAAGUUAACGUAGUUAUUAGUUAUAGUUUUCUGUGUGACUGCAGGAGUAUGGUUCAAUUUUGUCUUGACCACGAAAAAAGAGAAAAGCUUUUAGUUGAUUUUGCUAAAUCAUUUUAAGGUUAGGUCACAAAUUUGAUGUGGCUAAUGAUUCUCUUCCAUUGAGUAUGUAUCAUUUUUUUUUUCUAGAAGAUUUUCUCU